Messenger RNA from Puntigrus tetrazona (Sumatra barb), 2058 nucleotides. It is a transcript of the gene dapp1, whose product is annotated as dual adaptor of phosphotyrosine and 3-phosphoinositides. The record is from RefSeq and is a predicted model, not a curated record. The coding region runs from base 228 to 986 and encodes 252 amino acids. The transcript is spliced from 9 exons. NCBI's taxonomy places the organism in Eukaryota, Metazoa, Chordata, Actinopteri, Cypriniformes, Cyprinidae.
GUGUCGUGUGCUGGAGCGUGUUUAACCACGGCCCGUCUCGCAGGAGAUAGACUAGCGCUAAUCAGCAUAUGGUUCCCUAAAAACAUUCAUCUGUGGGCGGGUCUGUCAGACUUCCCUGCGCUGUCGCUUUCGACUGUAUCUCAAUCAGCAGCUGUACGCGCUUAUAACUUGCUCCUGACGGACCCGACCUGGCACUAGCGCGGACACCCGAGAGACUGCUCCGGACCAUGAGCGUCAGCUCGACGCGCAGCAGCAGCGCGGAGGACCUCGACGAGCUGGAGGCCGUCAGCUGGUAUCAUUAUGAUUUGUCCCGGCAUGCAGCUGAAGCUCUUCUCCUUUCAAAUGGGGUGGAUGGGAAUUUUUUACUCAGAAACAGCAACAAAGGACCUGACUGCUUUGCUUUGUCUGUCCGAGCAAAGGAUUCAGUGAAACACUUUCAUGUCCGGCGGCAGUUUGGCAAAUAUUCCUUUGGCUUCAAUGAAUUUCCUUCCCUUCAGGAUUUCUGCAGUCACCUGGCCAAUCAGCCCCUGCUGGGCAGCGAGACGGGAAACCUGAUAGUGCUGCGCUUCCCGUACCCACGGCAGGUGGAAGAACCGUCCAUUUAUGAGACGGUGUGUGUGCAUACGGCCAUGCAGACAGGCCGGCAUGAAAACGACCUAGUGCCUAAUGCUCCAGCACUUGGCACAAAAGAGGGUUAUCUGGUUAAACAAGGAGCAAUCAUCAAGAACUGGAAGCAGAGAUGGUUCACGCUGAAUAGAUAUGAACUUAAAUAUUUUAAAGAUAAAAUGUUUGUAGAGCCAAUAAGAACCCUGGAUCUGACCGAGUGUUCUGCUGUGCAGUUUGAUUACAGUCAGGAGAGGGUUAACUGCUUCUGUCUGGUGUUCCCAGAGAGGACGUUUUAUCUGUGCGCGAAAUCCGGUGCCGAGGCAGAUGAAUGGAUUAAAAUACUACGAUGGAAACUGUCACAGAUAAAGAAAAGACGAUGAUGUUCAACAUGGGGAGGAGCUGUGCUCUAUUUUAUAUUAGUAAAACACAGAGGAUUCAUUGAUUGCAUCUGAUGCAUCACGCCUGAGAGAUCUUUUGGGCAACGAAUAACACAAGUUUUUACAUCUAAGAGAAGCGCAGUGCCAAGCCACCAUGCUACUGUGCUUUAUAAACGUAUCUGGACGUAUCUACCACAGAUGAAAAUUAUAAUUGAAGUUUUUUUUUUUUUUUUUCUCCCAUAUUGUGUUCUGUGUCAGGCUUACAGUUCUUCUCAUUCUUUUUCAACCCAAGUUUAACAGCCUGUCUGCUUUUAAACAUACUGGACGUACGUUCUCUCUUUUAUACAUGCUUGCAAUUUAGUUUGUUGAACUUUGCAUGCUUUUUCGAGAAUAGAGAGCUGCUGUAAUUACAUAUUUUUGUAAAUAGUUUCCUAGCACCCUGGUUCCUCGUUUGUUCAUCACAAUAAGCUUUAUAAAUAAACACAAAGUAUGAACUUUACAUUUUAAUUAUAAUCACUGGAAUAUUAAAAGACAUCACCCUUACUAGGCUUCUGACAAGUCCUUCAGUCUCUAUUUAGCAACAGAAGUGGGAUUUUUAUAUAUAUAUAUAUAUAUAUGACGAGGUUGUGAAUGCAGACUAGUGAUGAGAUGAGUUUACCUGUUUGGAUUAUUGACAUUCAAUAUCCCCUGUAAUGUUUGUAGACCAAAAAAUAAAAAAAAUACCCACAAACCUUAUUUCAAGAGUUUAACCAAAAAAACCCACUGACUUCAUUAAAUGAUAAAAUGCUACUUCUAAUAUGGUGUGUUAACUAAAAAUGAACACUUGUGCUGUUUAGAAACAUGUACAUAGCACCUGUUUUUAAACCAAGAUGUAUUGUAAAAAAAAUAUUUAAAAAGUCAUGAAAUAAAACUUAUUUUUGUAAACCAAAGCUUUAGACAAAUUUAUUAAUCAGGAGACAAACAGGAGCGGGUUACAUUCAUAAAAGACAUACAGCAUCAAGACCAUCCAACAUUAUGUAUGUACAUGUGUGUGUGUGUGUGUGUGUGUAUGUGUGUGUGUGUGUGUGUGUGUGUA